CCAGUUCAAUACUCCUCUUUCACAGACCGAGGAAACUGCAUUUUCGCAGCAGGUUGUGAUAAUAUCCUGAACACCACAGCAGCUGCUGUUCCACUGCUGCCCCGUGUGGUUAGUUUAUGUCACUCAGGUAAAAUCUAAAAGUAUUUCAAACAUUGACAUCACAAAGUGACAACAACUUGUACUGUGAUGAAAAAAAAAAUGUCCUUCUUGGAGUUUGGUUUUGAGAUAGUGACUGUUCUGGUGAGGAUUUUGAAGAAGGACACUGAAAUAUUAUGCUUUCAUGGUUGAGGAAUAAAUCUCUACAGUUGCAGUAACAAACCCCAAAGGUUAUGAAGCAUGCAGUGAGGUCAGAGGUAGGUGGGCCAGCGAGGAGGCAGCUUAGCUCAGCAUGAAGGGCUUUAUCAGUAAGUGGAUCUUCUGAUCUGCUCUUAAUUGGAUCAUCAGCUUUAGGCUGACGUGGACAAGCUCUUUCCCACUCACACCCGAGCUCUGUCACAAGUCCGCUGUUGAACCUCGACGUGACAGUGGCCUUGUGGUUUGAUGGGUAGCCCCCGGUGCCCCCCUGGUGGUACGAACUGAUCAUCAUCAUCAGUUCGUCGUUAUGGGUCUAAAAGCGGGAGUCGUAUCGCGGAGCGCCGUAACCAUGAACCUGUGAGACUGCGGACAGACUCCCAGGACCGUCGCUGUCGUUCGCCAACCUGAGACUGUUUCUGACCUUACACUGUGUUGAAUUUACCCGAACCAAGACGGCAGGAUGCCGUUCAUGCCAGUCAAGUUUAACCUGCAGAAGCGGGUGAAGUUGGCACAGGGGCUGUGGAUGCUCUACUGGCUCUCAGUCGUCGUGGGAAUCGUUAUCUUCAGCCUCGGCAUCUACUUCAAGGUGGAGUUGCGGAAACGGAGUGAGAUGAUGGACAACAACGAGAGCCACUUGGUGCCCAACCUGCUCAUCCUGGUGGGCUUGUUGGCCUGCGGUGUCAAUGGGUUCGGGGGCAAAGUGUGCCACGACUCCCUGGACCCCAUGAAGUAUGCCAAAUGGAAGCCCAUGCUGAGGCCGUACCUGCUGUCGUGCUGCGCCUUCAACGCGCUGCUGCUCCUCACGGCGUUGCUCUGCUUCCUCAUGCAGUUCUCCGUCUACCUGACUCUGGCUGAAGGCUUGAAGAACAGCAUCAAGUUCUACAAGGACACGGACACUCCGGGACGCUGCUUCAUGAAGAGGACGUUGGACAUGACUCAGAUUGAGUUCCGCUGCUGCGGCAACAACAACUACAGAGACUGGUUCGAGGUUCAGUGGAUCAGCAACCGAUACUUGGACAUGAGCAACAAUGAGGUCAAAGAUCGCCUCCUCAGUAACAUAGAAGGAAAAUUCCUGAUGGACAGCGUACCAUUUAGCUGCUGUAACCCCGGCUCCCCUCGUCCCUGCAUCCAACAUCACCUGACCAAUAACUCCGCCCACUACGACUACGAUCACCGCAUUGAAGAACUCAACAUCUGGACCCGGGGCUGCAGAGAGGCACUCUUUUCCUACUACAGCAGUAUUAUGAGCAGUAUGGGGGUGCUGCUCAUCAUCACUAUCAUCUUGGAGUCAGCGGACAUGGCCGGGCUGAAGUACCUGAGCACUGCUCUGGAGACGAUGGCCGACCCUGAAAACCCAGAGUGUGAGAGCGAGGGCUGGUUGUUGGAGAAAGGUGUGAAGGAAACUUUGGUGGAACAGUUUAGCAAAUUGAAGACACUGGUAAAGAAACCCAGCCAGGUGCAGGAGGGGGGAGAUGCACCGGAGGCCUGAGGGCAGCUGCCACCUUUCCCCCCACCCCACUUUGCCCCUCAAUGAAAGAACUGAGGUCUCUCCUAUCCCCUCAACCGCUGCCACCUCUGACCUGAAGACAUGAGGCGGGAAAAGAGAGUUCUUCUCACACGAUCCGUUUACAGGUACACACGUAAAAAACUCUGUGUUCACAUGUUCUGUAAAUGUAAAAUAAUGUAUAAAUAUAUGUGUGUGUGUGUAAAGAAUAACACAAAACUGAUGCUGUAGAUAAAAUAAUUUCAUUGUGGUUAAAAAUACUCAAAUGAAAAAAAAGUCUAAAUAGGGCCACAGUUCUUGUAGUAAGAAGUGUAAACCAAAAAACAGCUGUAGUUGAAAUAAUGAAUGGUGUAUAAAGAACUUCUGAUAUAUAUAUAUAUAUAUAUAUAGACUCAGACUAACAUCAUGGUCUGACAAGUUUAUACAGAUGUAUAUAUUCAUACUGUGGUAUUUACAGAUACCCACUACAUCCAUAUACUGUACAGUAUGUACACACCAAAGGCAAAACAUUUGUUUAUAUUUUGUAUGUAUAAGUAAAUAGGUAUAUGCAAGUAUUAUUGUCUGGUUUCUGUGUAAUUCAAUAAUUUCCUACCAUGCUGUAUUUGGUUUCCUGUUUUGUUUUUUUGUUUUUUACUCUGAUUUGCAGCCAUUCAGCACACAAGCUGGGAUUGUAUGGAUCUGAUCAGUGUUAAGAUGUUCUUAGUGUUUAAGUGUUUAGUUUAACAAAUAUUGUUUAUUGUUUGGAAUGUGUAGAUUAUUUACUUGUGUAUCAUAAGUCUAUAAAGAAACAGUUUGACCCAAGUUGUCUCUUUUUUAUUCACAUAUGCUCCAUUGACUACAUAACAAUAAAACGCUCAAUCAGUGUAGUUCUACACAAAUCCACUGGGCGGCGGCAGAAAUGUGAUAAUAAAUCACGCGCUAAAAAAGCAGACAAACGUGGGCAAUU
Molecule: messenger RNA, 2744 nt
Organism: Cynoglossus semilaevis (tongue sole)
Lineage: Eukaryota; Metazoa; Chordata; Actinopteri; Pleuronectiformes; Cynoglossidae
Product: peripherin-2-like
Exons: 3
Coding region: 755-1783 (342 amino acids)
Biological process (GO): visual perception
Cellular component (GO): plasma membrane
Source: RefSeq, a predicted model, not a curated record